AUGAAGGUCGGAGGUAGGCUGCUGACUUUUAAAAUUGGUAGCUGCCACCUACUGCACGUUUUCCAGAUGAUUGUGGGUUUAUGCUUAUGUGCAUGUUUGUGGGGUUGGAGAGGACCAGUGUGGCAUUUUCAGUGAAGCUCCAAAGGGGGGGUGGGAAUGAGAGUUGUUUUUCAUCUGGCGGAAACAAGAAAUGGUGGCCAACUCCAAGGAUACGCCAUUUUGGGGUGUGUGGGUAUGACAGAUGCUACAGCCUUUGUGGGGUCUGGGGCAGGGCCAGUCCACUCAUGAGGCAAGGUGAGGCAACUCCUUCGGGCAGCAAAAUCUAUAGGGGCAGCAGGUUCAGCCUCCAAGGAAUGUAUUGCUCCUGUUGCUGGCGCUUCCGCAGUGGCCGCAACAAUUGUGACAGCUCUUUGAUGGCUGGAUUUGCCUUCCCCUCCUUGCCUCUGCCUCUACAGUGGCCUCUUGGUGAAUAGGAGGCACUGCUGGUCUCCUCCCCCCUUGUUCCCAAUAUGGGUCUUUAUUCCCCAUUUCCUCCCUGGUGAGGGGGGACACAGCGUUGUGGCUUGCCUUGGGUGUCAAAAUGUAUUGGGCUGGUCCUGGUCUGGGGGCCUGUUUGCUGCUCCCUGUUCAACAAGUAUAUCUGAAAAUGAACAAAUGUUACAAAAAUGCAUGUUUCCAGGGAAGUCACAUGCCUGUUCAUUUCCUUGAGUAAAAAGAGCCAAGCCAGAUCCUAAGCAGGUAAGCCCAAAAAUAAACAAGCAAAAAAAUCCCCCGCAAAAUUGGAACUGGUCUCAGUAUAAUUUAUGCAACCUUGAUUAAACAGUAACUGGUCCCAUUUCUUAGCUUCCGUUCUACAGCUUUCAGUCUCUCAGCCAUCUUGGAACCACUCCUAAGAAUGUAGGCCUUGAACAGCUCAGGUCCAACUUUUCUCAGGAACCUCUUAUGCCUUAUGACCGCUAGGUGGCAACCAGAGAAACAUACCUUGCCCACCACUUUGCAGAUUCCAUGAGCCCUGCUUCCCAGAUAAGAUGUUUCAAAGACAACAGUGGUAUUGUGAGAGCAGCUACCUUCCAUGUGUUGUCAGAUCUGAGCAUUUGACCACUUGGAAGCCUGCGUUUUCUCCUUUCUCCUUCAUGUUUCAUCCAGGAUGACUCCAACCUUCCUGGUAGUCACUAAUAAUAAUAAUAAUAACAAUAAUAAAAACUAAAUAAAUAAAUAAUUUUAUUUAUACCCCGCCGUCCCCAGCCAAGAUUGGGUUCAGGGCGGCUAACACCAGGUAAAAACAAUUGAUUAAAAUACAACUUAAAAACAAGAUUAAGUACAACGUUAAAAUGCAGCCUCAUUUCAGUAGAAACGCAAAUCAGUAGUGAAGAGGUGCCUCUGGAAUGGCUCUCAUGCAAGCCCUGAGGCAAGCUGGUUUCCCCGAGGGCUGAUGAUGCUACAGCCAUCCAAGAGGUGGCAGAGUCAGGUGAUUUAUGUUGGAUUUCAAAUAGGGAGGGAAGAAUCUGUCCCUUCCCAUUCUCACACAUUUCUCAUUUUGAGAAAACUCUUCUCUUUCCUCUAAAACCCUGAUACUGCACCCAGACCCCCCAAGUGUCCCUAUUUUCCAGGGACAGUCCCAGGUUUACAGAAUCCAUCCCAGUUUUUGAUUUGAUCCUGGAGUGUCCCACUUUUCCUUAAAGGUAAAGGGACCCCUGACCAUUAGGUCCAGUCGUGGCUGACUCUGGGGUUGAGGCGCUCAUCUCGCUUUAUUGGCCGAGGGAACCGGCGUACAGCUUCUGGGUCAUAUGGCCAGCAUGACAAAGCCACUUCUGGCGAACCAGAGCAGCACACGGAAACGCCGUUUACCUUCCCGCUGGAGCGGUACCUAUUUAUCUACUUGCACUUUGACUUGCUUUCAAACUGCUAGGUUGGCAGGAGCAGGGACCGAGCAACGGGAACUCACCCCGUCGCGGGGAUUCGAACCGCCGACCUUCUGAUCGGCAAGUCCUAGGCUCUGUGGUUUAACCCACAGCACCACCUGCGUCCCUAGGACGUCCCUAUUUUCAUCAGAGAAAUGUUGGAGGAUAUGGCGUUAUGUGACCCCCGAGGCAAGGAGAUAAGUGACUAUACAACUCUUAGAAGACUUCUGAAGUCUGCCCUGUAUAGGGAAGGUUUUUAAUGUUUAAUUUUUUAUUGUGUUUUCAUAUCUGUUGGAAGCCACCCAGAGUGUCUGGGGCAACUCAGUAAGAUAAGUGGGGUAUAAAUAACAUCACCACCACCACCAUCAAAUAAGAUACCCCUAAUUUAAUCAGAAAAAUGUUGAAGGGUAUGAGAUGGUACCAGAUUCCCCACCCCCUGCUUGAUGCUCACAAACCUCAUUCCCACAGGCCCAAUGUGACUAAUGGCUUUUCCUAAAGGGACUUGCCCAGAGUUUUACACCUCAUUUAGUGAAAUUCAGUGGCAAGCUGAGUUUGUAACCUUGGGAAAGGAAAAAGGAGGAGGGGGAAAAAGAGAAUUAACGAUGUUGACAUUUCUUGUUUUAUGUGCUUUUAGGAGUAGCUCUGGAAUGUGAGGAAUGUUCCAUCUUUGGAAAUAAUUGCACUGGACGUAAAAAGCCAUGCUCCCAGUAUCAAGACACAUGCAGUGUUUCCGUGACAAGCCUUAACCUGACUCUCGAGGGUAAAUGGAAAUGACCGAAGGCUACCAGAAGAGUUCAAGAAAUGCCUAAUUUCCUCUUGUCUGAGUGUGGCUGGUUCAUUGAUGGUGUGCAGAGGAGGAGUCUGGCUCAGCUGAGGCCCCUACUGUCAAGGGUGUACCAUGGGUUGCUAGUGCCCGGGGCAGGUCAAGUGUUGCACCCUCCCCUGGUGGUCAGCCCCUUUGCUGGGCAGCAUCUAAUCAAGGGAAUCUUUCCUCGCAAACUAGCCCCAACCUGGGAGCAGAGAUAAGGCAGAGAAACAUGGAACCAGGAGCUCCACUGUGUUGCCUUGACCUCCUAUGUUUCGGCAAUGCAAGUGGUUCCUUCAGUGCAUUCCUGCCUUCCUCUUGCCAGUAGAAGGCUGGCCCAGGGGUGGUUCAUGUGCAGGUGUCCCUUCGCUGGCCAUGAGGAAAAGGAGGCAUCACCUUGGCCUCGGCCUCAAAGGCUUUGCCCGGGCGCAACUUGCCUCCCUGCAGCUCUGGCCUCAAUGAUGGAGCCUGUUGUGGGCACAUCUGGUUGUGCCCCCUCAGAAAUUUGCACCUGGGCAGUGCUUUUUUUCUUUAGGGAUACUCUCAUUUUGACUCAAGGAAAUUACCAAAAUCGGGGGAAAUAAAUACAGCAAAUGGAAAAAAAGUACAAAGAUUCACAAAAUGCUUAGGCGUAUGCGUACCCCUGCGUACUCCCAGAAAAAAGCACUACAUCUGGGGCUACAGCCCUGUUCCCACACUAUGCCACUGCCUGCUGGGGUUAAAUUCCCUGGAGUUUCCAAAUCUAAAAAGUUACCCUACAUUCUGUCCUCAAAUGAGUUCGCGUGGACCAGUAAGAAAGGAAACAAAGGCCGUUUCCUUGACUUGAAGUGGAUUGAGAAAAAUGGUAAAAGGAUGAGGAUGAGAGUGGGGCAAAGUGCCCUCUAUGUAUCUAGUACACAUUCAGUACCCAGCUCUAAAUGGCUUGAGAUCUCACUAUCAUCUACAGCAACCCUGUUAGUGGCUUUGGGAGCUACAGCCCAGUUGGCACUGACCCACAACCAGCCCCUCUUAGUGGUGGUGGAUUGCCCUCCCUGCUGAGGUGGCAUCUGAUUCUCACAUUAUUAACAACCCGGAGGAAGUUAAUGUCCACCUAGGCCAGGGGUAGGCAACCUAAGGCCCAUGGGCCACAAACGGCCCACGGGGGCCAUUUAACCAGCUCAUGAGCCGCCCCUGAACCGAGCUGCCUGCUCAGCGAGUCCCCAUGAGCUGCACUAAACUGGCACAGCACGGUGCAGGGACUCACUUCCAUGGUGCCGGAAAUUGUGUCUGUGCAGAUGCAGGCACCAGAAAUUGUGGCCAUCUGCACUGACACGUGCACGUGCAAUCUGGCCCAUGGAGUGAUCUCUGCUGGAGUGAACCGGCCCAGGCAAGGUAAACCUUGCCGACCCCUGACAUAGGCAUUUGUUUAAUGGCUGAAAUAUGUUAUUCCAUUGAAAUCAUUAGCUGAGAAAUCAUUAAUGACGAUUCUUGAAUGGGUUCCAGUCAUUUUAUUUGUUAAGUGUACCGCUGUGCUGUUUUGUUUUGUUUUGGGUUUUUGUUUGUUUGUUUGUUUGUUUGUUUCCCAACCUGGAUUCCUUUCAGGAGAAAGGUGGGCUAGGGAUUUAAUAAAUAUGGAAUCAUGAAAAUGGUGCAAGAUACGCCAGCGGUCAGCCUUGAAAUCAUAUGCUAUGAUGACAAAAGAUGCUGAGGUGUCUGGUCAGCAGCUGUCCAUCACUCAUGCUGGGCCGUGCAUGCAUGUGUGACGUCAAACACUGGAAGGAGGCCCAAUGGGGCCCACCACAGCCAUGGGGAGGCCUGAAGAGGCCCUUUGUAGCCAUGGGAAAGCCCACUAGGGCCUGCCAUGAGUACAGGGAGGCCCAAUGGGGCCUGUUGUGGCCUCGGUAAGGUCUGGUGGAGCCCACCAGGGUAGAGAAUAUUGAUGGGCCUGGCCUCCUCCUUCUAAAUUUUGGAGGGGCCUCAGCCUAGAUGACACCCCUGCUACCCACAUUGAAGCUAAAGCUAUCUCUUCUGUUUAAAAUAACUUUCUUUCAAUCCCUCCAGGACAAACUGCUUUUACAAAGAGUUGCUUCUCAUCUGAACUGUGCAACAAAGGCCCCCUCAUCAUCAACAUGGGCUCAUCGGGAACAUCAGUAACUGAGUCUCGUUGCUGUGGGGGAGAUGCAUGCAAUACAGCAAGACCCCUUAGUAGGUCACUGCUUGUCUCGUCCUUUCCUCAUCCUUUUCAUCGCUCGCUUGUUGCAACCUACUUACUGAGCAGUCAUCCUGAUCUUGUCCAUUUGCAGGAGAAUUAGAAUACAUUGGCUUUUUAUUGCGCUUUCAUUCUGAUUUGCCUGAUGGGCAAAUUUGUCCAGUAAUGCACUUCCCAGUGCAUUUCUCAAUUAAAUCAGCUUUAGCUGUGCAACCUCAGAUUGAAUCCCACCCCAAAAUAGCAGUAGUCUGGAAUUUCCCAUAUACUUGUUGCCAACUUCCUGCUUUAGUUGGGAGCCGUUUCUUAAAUAUACUGUAUUUACUCAAAUAUAAUGCUCACCUUUUUUGGCCAAAUUAUGUUGCGAAAAUUAAGGUGCGCAUUAGAUUUGAUGGCACAUUUACAUUUGCCAGCAAAGACUUUUUUUGGCUUCAAGGUUCUGAAGAUUGAGGUACAUAUUAGAUUUGAUGGUACGUUAGACUUGAGUAAAUACGGUAAUUUGGCACUCUUGCAGAGUGAUUGGGAAAUGCACUGGGAAGCGUGAAAUGCUCCUUCUGCAGUAGUUUCUCCACCUUUGGUUCCCACCCUGCACUCAGCUCUUACACUGGCCACACCCCAGGAAUCAGCUUUGACUGGUUGGCUAAAUCAGAUGAGGGUAGCUGAUGGGUCUCAAACCAUUGCUGAAUUAGGAACUUGCAAGACAGGGUCCAGUGGAUUGAGUAGAUGAGAGCAAUUGUGGGUCUAAUGGUCAAGAAGGUGGAUUCUGCAUGUUCGUAGAGGAAGUGGGGGCAGAUGCGGAUGCUCAACCUGAGAAGGCAGCCCCUCUAGGAGAAGGAAAACUCUGAACCUAAACCUCCGCUGCCUUGUGGGAUAUCUUCAGGGAAGAAGAGGCUAAGGGGUAAAUCCUACACAAAUCCAGAGUGGAGUCCCUAAGAUGGUUGGAUGGUACCUUGCACACCUCUUUCCAGCAACUCCUGCAGUCAUUGUUGUUGUUGUUUAGUUGUUUAGUCAUGUCCAACUCUUCGUGACCCCAUGGACCAGAGCAUGCCAGGCCCCCCUGUCUUCCACUGCCUCCCGCAGUUUGGUCAAACUCAUGCUGGUACCUUCGAGAACACUGUCCAACCAUCUCAUCCUCUGUCGUCCCCUUCUCCUUUUGCCCUCAAUCUUUCCCAACAUCAGGGUCUUUUCCAGGGAGUCUUCUCUUCUCAUGAGGUGGCCAAAGUAUUGGAGUCAAAGUAUCCUGCAGUCAAGCUGGUGCCAAAUGUAUUGCUCUGCUCUGAUUUGGACCACAUCAGCGAGCUCAAAAGGGGGGGCAGUCAUCUGGGAAGCCCAGGACCUCUAUGCACACUGCCUAGGUUGAUGCCCUGGAGAGGUCACUUUGGGGGUGCUAAUACAGUGAUUUGACUUCAUCCUGGAAGGGUACUCCAUUGCCUCUCGAGACAGACAGAUGCCAAGAACGAUAAGUUGGGUGUGUACAAUGGCAGACCUUGUGGUCCCAAAUUUCAGUGGUGCCCUGUGUGCUACCAAAAUUGGUGCCCUCCCAAAUCUUUCCUUCCAUUCUAAAGUACAUCAUAAUUAUCGUUAUGCAUCCACUGCAACUGAAGUGGUUACGCUUGCCUAAAUUUGCCUCUGGUGUGUGGAAAAGAUGAUGUCCGGCAGCAUCAAAGUGCAACCUCUUUCUGAUUUUUAGGGGGCUAGCUCUAUAUACGUUUGUAUUACUAUAGUCCUAAUUUUUCACUUAAAGCCUGUAUCAGUUAGGAUUUCUUUGGUGAACCCUUUAUAUAUUUCGCCAACAUCUGUGAGAAUAGGAGCCACCUAGAAAGGGGUUGACAUUUCUGGUAAGAUGGUUCCCCAUGUAUGAAGCCAAAGAUGGCAACAAAUACUCUGCUGUCCUACCAAACAUGCCAUAUGAGGCACUUGGCAGAAUGGGAGGCACUUAAAAAGUGGCCUGAUGAAGGAAGGGGCUGAUAUUUGCAGUCUUCUUCCCAAUCCCUUUGGCCGCGCUGUUCUUCUUGCAUCCCAAGCCUGAUCGUCUCACCUUUCUUUCAGAGCCAAGGAGAAAUACCACAUUGAAUGGAAAGGAAUGCUCAGUUUGCCUACCUGAUGGAACUGAGUGCAAACCCAUCAAAUGUGCUGGAGAUGAGACCAAAUGCUUAGAGAUAUCUGGAACUACAAAUGAAAGUAACUAUAAAUCCCAUAUUCGUACGAGGGGGUGUUGGAGGGAUGUGGUUUGUGUGAAUCUUGUGGCACAAUGGCCUGACCCACACCUAGGGUGUUCUCUAGAGAAGGUAAUCAAGGAGGUAGUGGGAUGACAAUCAUAGACAUUCUUUGAAGACAGUAAAUCAUCUAGACCUGUGGUUCCCAACAUGGGGCACACACCACACAGGGGGGCAAUUUGAUUUUUAAGGGGAGCAAUUUGAAAAGGAUUUAUUAACAGUGAAUAGCCUUUUAGGCUUCCUUCACUUUUUGAAUAAUAAGAAUUAUAUGUCACAGGGGGCGGGCAUCAGGAUUUUAGAGAUGCUUAGGUGGGGCAUGGCCCAAAAAAAAAAAUAAAAAAAAAAGGUUGGGAACCACAGCCCUAGACGAAUCACAGUCUGGUUUCAGACGAGAGCCUUUGGUGUGGUGGCACCCACCCUUUGAAAUGUGCUCCCAGUGUACAUCAGGCAGGCACGUUCUGGCGUCUGCUUAGAAUAAUAAUAAUAAAUUUUAUUUCUAUCCCGCUCUCCUCAGCCGAAGCCAGGCUCAAGGCUGCUAAUAACAAUCAAAUAAUCAAACAAUCAAAUAAUCCAACAUUCUAAAAACAUUUCAAUUAUAAAAAUUAAUUAAAAUCAAAUUGAUGGCAACCAUUAAGCAAAAUUCUGUGCAGGUUGCCAGAGGAGGGAGUCAGGCUGCGCCCUAACCAAAGGCCUGGUGGAACAACUCUGUCUUGCAGGCCCUGCGGAAAGAUGUCAGGUCCCGCAGGGCCCUAGUUUCUUGUGACAGAGCGUUCCACCAGAUUGGAGCCGCAGCCGAGAAAGCCCUGGCUCUAGUUGAGGCCAGCCUAACCUCUCUGUGGCCUGGGACCUUCAGGAUGUUUUUAUUUGCAGACCGUAGGUUCCUCUGUGGGGUAUACCAGGAGAGGCGGUCCCGUAGAAUCACAGAAAUAUAGAACUGUAGAGUUGGAAGGGACCCCAAAGCUCAUCUAGUCUAACCCCUUGCAAUGCAGAAAUCUCAACUAAAGCAUCCAUGACAGGUGGCUUAAAAGUCAUUGCUUCCUUCAGGCUUUGCCUAAAGCACUGAUCCAGCCAUGUUUGAUGCAUUAAGCUGAUAUAGUGAUUUGAAAUGCAUUUUGCAAUUUUUAGUGAUUCCUCCCUCUCCUUUGUGUUCUCCCCUCCACUCCCUCAUUUAACUGUGUAGAAAGAAAGAAAGAAAGAAAGAAAGAAAGAAAGAAAGAAAGAAAGAAAGAGAGCACUACCCUUCUCUGCUUCAUGCAAGGGGAGGCCAAUUGAAGUUCCCCAAGUGCCCUAACUUCCCUUCCCCUUCCCCAGCAUCCCACUUGUUGAAUUUGGCUCCUGCCCAGGUUAGCCAGCCACUGAGUGCCCACUACACAAAUGGAAGAGGAAGAGAAGGAACUCACUGGGCAUUGCCACUCUCCUGACAUUGACUGUCAUCUCCUUCAAUUCUCUCUGCAGAAGGACAAACCAUAACCACCACCAUCCUCAAGGGCUGUGCAAAUGAGCUUGCCUGCAAAGCAAUGGAAAUGGGCGACCCAUUGCCUUUGGGCAUGAUCCAACCAGACAGCUCAACUAAAUGCACAGAUGGGGCGGCCAGUGCCAACCCUGGAUCGCUCGGACUCCUCCUCCCAGUCCUUAACGCGCUGCUGCUGGUGAAGCUCCUUGCCUGAUUCCCCAGUUGAUGCUGAGAUUAGAGAGUCCACUUUGAGCUAUUCCUCUUUGCUGCUUGCUUGCAGCUAUUAUUGGGGCCACCUGCAGAUGCUGUAGAACAAGGGCCAAAGGCCACUCUCCGGUCUUGUCUGUCUGGUCCUUGAGAGUCUUCCUGGGACACCUCCCUGCCCCUUUCACCCACCUUGAGCACUUUGGGCUGCCUGGAAUGUGCCAUUGUGCUCCAAUGAUUCUUCCAACUUGCCUGUUUGGAAGACAGAGAUGGAUGGCUGAGUGUGUGUGCACAAACUAGUCUCCUAUGCAAAGGAGAACUUUACAUUUGCUAGUUCAGUUGCCUCUGGCUCUGCCUACCAAAGGCAUGUGGCCCCCAGUGGGCUGCGCUGAAGGGAUUCCCAUCCCUGCUGCAGAGCUCCCAUAGCCCAUAGUCUAAAACAGAGCUUUCCAAACAGUGUGUUGCAACAACACGUUUGUGUGUUGACUGCAGUGUGUUGCCCGAACACUCCCCACACUCCUCCUGGGGCUGGAAAGGAGUUAGUUUAACCCCCAGUUUGCGAGUAAAAUUGAAUUACUGCUUUGAGAAACGAUGCAUGUCUAUAAAGUGUGUCUCCAACAUGAAAAGUUUGGAAAGCUCUGGUCUAGAAGCACAUUUUUACAUCUACUGCCCUCCAACAAGUGCAGUGUUGACGGAGGAAGGUCUGGGUUGGUGUCUUUACUGGCAGAUGCCAUUAUUGGGCUGUGUCUGUACAGCUCUCCUGAGUCUCAAGCAGAGCUUAUUCCACAUUUGGAUGUCUGCAAGUGGUUCUCUCCGAGCCUUAUUUCAAUUUUCUCUUUGUGCUUUGCAUUUGUUUGAAAAUUGACAUUGCUUUACUGCUCUGCUGCUUUGUCAUUUUUGGCAUGGUGCAUCGUUGAUAUAUUGCAACCUACUUGGAUGUUGGUGGUAAGAAAAGGUGGGC
Molecule: messenger RNA, 9725 nt
Organism: Podarcis lilfordi (Lilford's wall lizard)
Lineage: Eukaryota; Metazoa; Chordata; Lepidosauria; Squamata; Lacertidae
Source: the annotation of a GenBank genome assembly